CCGGCAGCGCACGGCGGCCGCGGCGGCGGGAGCGGGGAAACGGGAAACCGGGAGCAUCGGGGAAGCGGGAGCAGUGGGGAGGCGCAGCACCGGGGAAACGGGAGCAUCGGGGAACCGGGCAACCGGGAAGACUGGGAGCCACAGCGCCGUGGAAACGGGAAGCCAGAGAACGGGGAACACCGGGGAAACGAGAAACCGGGAGCAUCAAAGAAUCGGGAGCAAUGGGGAGGAGCAGCACCGGGUAACCGGGAGCACUGGGAGCCGCAUUACCGGGGAAAAGGGAAACCGGGGAACUGGGGAGCCGUGGGCACCAGGAAACCGUGAGUACUGGGAAGCCGCAGCACCAGGGAAACGGGAAAAUGGGCAACCGGGGAGCGGGAAAACCGUGGGAACUGGAGAACCGGGAGACGCAGCAACCGAGAAACGGGAACCCAGGGGACAGGAAAACCGUGGGCAUCAGGGAACCGGGACUACCGAGGAACCGGGAAGCCACAGAAUCGGGGAAACGGGAAACCAAGGCACCCGGGAGUCGUGGGAACCGGGGAGUGGUGGGUACGGGAAAAGCGGGGGCACGGGGAAAGGGUUAACCGUGGGCACUGGAGAGCUGCAACACUAGGAACAUAGGGAAACAGGUAACCAGAGAGCGGGAAAACCGGGCACCGGGGAGAGGGAAAACUGUGGGCACCGGGGAACCAGGAGCAUCGGGAGUCACAGCAUCGGGGAACCGGGAAGCCAUGAGCAUCGGGAAACGGUAAAACUGUGGGCAUCCACAAGCCGGGACCACCUGGAAGCCGCAGCAUAAGGAAGCUGGGAAACCGAGAGCAUCAGGGAGCCAGGAAAUCCUGGAUAUGGGAGAAUGGGGAGGACCAGGCACCUCUGGCACAGGGGAACCGGGAGCAGCAUGCAGCCGGGAACUGAGAGAGCACUGGGCAGCCACAGCACCGAGAAGCCGUAGCACUGAGGAACUGGGAGGACUGGUCAGCCGCAGCACCAGGGAACUGGGAGCACCAGGAUCAGACCUGGCACAGGGCCUCCUGCAAGGCCAGGCACUGGGUGUGGGGAGCAGCACCAGGCCGUGGUGGGGCGUGGGGUGGGUCAGGAGGGGUGAGGGGACCAGAGGGCCCCCAGUGACAGCAGCUGCUGCAAAGGGAAACACCAGGACACCCCACCCCAUUCCAAUCCCAGGUGUCGACUUCAAGAUGAAGACCAUCGAGGUGGAUGGGAUCAAGGUGCGGAUACAGAUCUGGGACACAGCCGGCCAGGAGCGGUACCAGACCAUCACCAAGCAGUACUACCGGCGAGCACAGGGCAUUUUCCUGGUGUACGACAUCAGCAGCGAGCGCUCCUACCAGCACAUCGUGAAGUGGGCCAGCGACGUGGAUGAGGUGGGGGUUCACGAGGGGAGGUCUGGAGGUUCCCCAGCCGUGUGGGGGUGGGGGGUCCUUACACUGUUCCCCCGCCCAGUACGCACCCGAUGGCGUCCAGAAAAUCCUCAUCGGGAACAAGGCGGACAAGGAGCACAAGAGGCAAGUGCCCAAAGAGCAAGGGCUGCAGCUGGCCAGGGAAUACGGGAUGGAUUUCUACGAGACCAGUGCCUGCAGCAACCUCAACAUCAAGGAGUCCUUCACACGGCUGACGGAGCUGGUGCUGCAGGCGCACCGCAAGGAGCUGGACGAGCUGCGGGGGCUGCCCCGCGCCCCCACACUGGUCCGGCUGGAGGAGGACGAGCAGCAGCCCCUGGGGAGCGAGGACACCCCCAAAACCUGCUGGUGUUGAAGGCUGGGACCCCCUGACCCCUCCUGCCCAGGCUGCGUCAGGGGGCAUGGUAGGGGCAGGACUGAGGCAGCCCCCAUAGAGUGGGGGGACAACACGGGACACCCCCAGGGACAGGGAACGUGGCAAGGGGGGCCUCCCCAUCCUGGCACCUGUGCCCUCCUCGGCUUGCGGGUAGGGUGGGGGCUGUCCAGGCACUGUGUGCCCACCCUGUGCCACCCCGUGCCCGUGGGACCCCCGGUUUUACACAGUGGUUUGCAGAAUAAAGGUCAUGCUGGAGGGGCUGGUGGUCUGUGUGCUCCAGGGGGGCUGUGGGCAUGAUGCCAUGGCGGCAGGCACAGCCUGGGCAUGGACACCCGAGCGGUGAUCAAUAAUUGAGGGUGAUCUGGGGCUGUCAGCAUGGUGUCCCCUUUCCAGGCUGGGCACAGGGACAUGGGGCAUGGUGCUCAUGGAGUGCCAUGGCCACCACCACAGCCUGCCAGGCUACCAGCUCAGCCCCUCAGCCCCAGCUGUGGGAACAGGCACGAAAACUUGGUGGCGGCACUGGGAUGAGCCAGCAGCGGGAUGGUGGCGGGCUGGGAUGGGUGGUUACUGGGAUGAUGGUGGGCACUGAGAUAGUGGAACCUACAGGGAUCUAGGUGGACACCAGGAUGCUGCCAGGCACUGGGAUGGGCACCACAUGACAAUGGUGGGCACCACAGCAGAUAGGCCCAAGGGUAGAGCUGGUACUGGGACCAGUGGGCUGCAGGACUGGUGGGGACUGGGAUGGGCAGCACAGGAGGACCCAGAGGUGAUGCCAUGGCAGCACCCGGCAAGGAAGAAUACUGGGACACUUGUCCCCUCCUCCUCUGCCCCACAGAGCCCCAGCUCCUAGAUUCCUGUUAUUCCCUGACUCUCGUUAUUCCCCAAC
This is a messenger RNA of Pyrgilauda ruficollis (rufous-necked snowfinch), 2683 nucleotides long. RefSeq names its product RAB15, member RAS oncogene family (gene RAB15). Gene Ontology annotation, molecular function: GTPase activity; GTP binding. The transcript is spliced from 5 exons. NCBI's taxonomy places the organism in Eukaryota, Metazoa, Chordata, Aves, Passeriformes, Passeridae. The record is from RefSeq and is a predicted model, not a curated record. Gene Ontology annotation, biological process: Rab protein signal transduction. Bases 849 to 1793 code for a protein of 314 amino acids.